GGUUAUUUUCUGCGUCGUGUUCACCUGCGCGGCUGCGCCACAGGUGCGCGGCGGACAGAUCGAGUGAGAUGGGUAAUUCAGACUCCAAACUACACUUCAGAAAAGCGGUGAUACAACUUACUACCAAAACACAGCCCGUCGAGGCCUCUGAGGAUGUGUUCUGGGACCAGUUCUGGACUGACAUCAACUUGACAGCACAGGAUAUUUUUGCUCUGGUUCCUGCUGCUGAGAUCCGUGCUGUGAGAGAGGAGUCUCCGUCCAAUCUGGCAACACUCUGUUACAAGGCAGUGGAAAGGCUUGUGUUGAACGCCGACUCGGGCUGUGUGUGUGAGAGAGACAGACAGGCCGUGCUGAGCUGCAUUCGUCUGUUGACUCGGAUUCUGCCCUAUAUCUUCGAGGAUCCCGACUGGCGUGGAUUCUUCUGGUCCACCGUGCCAAAAGUGGGCAAGUCUUUGGAUGAAGGCGAUGACGAGAGCACGCGGCCGUUGGCGGAGUCUCUCCUCACAGCUAUUUCUGAUCUGCUUUUCUGUCCAGACUUCACUGUCGAGAGCCACAGCAGGACCAGUGCGGAUGGCCCCUCUGAUAUCCAGUCCAUGGACAGCUGUGAGUUCAUCUGGGAAGCUGGCGUUGGAUUUGCUCAGACUCCGCCUCUCAGUCACACCCAUGACUCUAACAGGACAGAGUUGUUGAAGCUUUUAUUGACAUGUUUCUCAGAAGAAAUGUACCAGUCUCCAUCUGACAUGCACACACUCAACCCCUGGGUCUCCUUCUUUUGCUCUAGAGAAAACAGACAUGCCCUGCCGCUCUUCACCUCUCUUCUUAACGUGGUAUGUGCGUAUGAUCCUGUCGGGUACGGCAUCCCGUACAAUCACCUGAUGUUCUCUGACCAGCGCGGGGUUCUAGCAGAGCUGGCGCUGCAGACACUGAUCGUUUCACUGGAGCAGGAGCUCGUCGAUAACUCAAACACCAGCACGAACCUGAGCACCAAUACUGACACCUGCUCUGCUGAUUACAAGAAGAACACAACUGCUGAAGGAUGCCAGGCAACGAGAGGCGAAAACCUGUUUGUAAACUACCUGUCUCGAAUUCAUAGAGAAGAGGAUUUUCAUUUUAUCUUGCGAGGAAUCGGCCGGCUGCUCAAUAACCCCCUGCUGCAGACAUACCUGCCCCAUUCCUGCAAGAAAAUCCAGUUUCAUCAGGAGCUGCUGGUGCUUUUCUGGAAACUCUGUGACCUCAACAAGAAGUUCCUGUUCUAUGUGUUGAAGAGCAGUGAUGUGCUGGAUAUUCUGGUACCAAUUCUAUUCUAUCUCACUGACGCUCGUGCCAAUCAGUCACGUGUCGGUCUGGUGCAUAUCGGCAUGUUCAUCUUGUUGCUGUUAAGUGGAGAGAGGAAUUUUGGGGUGCGUCUGAAUAAACCAUACUGUGUGCGAGUGCCAAUGGAUAUUUCGGUGUUCGCUGGGACUCAUGCUGACCUGCUGAUAGUGGUUUUCCAUAAAAUCAUCACCAGUGGACAUCAGCGACUGCAGCCCCUGUAUGACUGUCUGCUCACUAUUAUAGUCAAUGUGUCUCCUUACCUGAAAAGUCUGUCUAUGGUAGCAGCCAACAAACUACUGCACCUGCUGGAGGUUUUCUCAAGCCCCUGGUUCCUGUUCUGCUCACCUGUUAACCAUCACCUGGUUUUCUUUUUGCUUGAAGUUUUUAACAACAUCAUUCAGUACCAGUUCGAUGGUAACUUUAACCUGGUGUACGGCAUCAUUCGCAAACGCAACCUCUUUCACCAGCUGGCUAACCUGCCUACAGACGUCAUCUCGAUCCAGAAAGCCCUGCAGAAGAAAAGCAGGAGCAACAGCACCCAUAAUGCCGUCUUCAUGGAGACCAGCAACCCAUACAACACUGCCUGUAGUGAAGGACCGUAUAAAACCACACCGGUUCAAACGGGCACUCUGAACGCAAGCUUGAAGGCCAUGCCACGCAUUGAUAAACUAACAGAAACAUCACAGGUUUCUGAGGACGGAGCGACACUGUUACUGCAGCAGAGGGACUCGACCCACAGCCAAUCAGAUCACAGCUCUGAGACACAAGUCAGAGACACGGAGCCGACCUCUGGUGAAGAUGACAAGAAGUCUGAAAAAGAGGAUUGUGAUGGAAGUCCGAAACACGUGUCGUCUUCAUCGGACUGGGCUCCUACUCCAGACUGGGUCCUCUCCUGGAAGAGCAAACUCCCUCUGCAGACUAUAAUGAGACUCCUGCAGGUGCUGGUGCCUCAGGUGGAGAAAAUCUGCAUAGACAAAGGUUUGACGGACGAGUCUGAGAUCCUGAAGUUUCUGCAGCACGGGACUCUGGUGGGUUUGCUGCCGGUUCCUCAUCCCAUCCUCAUCCGCAAGUACCAGGCCAAUGAGGGCACGGCCCUGUGGUUCCGCACAUACAUGUGGGGCAUCAUCUACUUACGUAACGUGGAUCCUCCUGUUUGGUACGACACUGAUGUCAAGCUGUUUGAGAUCCAGAGAAUUUAAUGACACCGAGAGAACCAACUCAACAAAACUGACUCGAUUUCU
Molecule: messenger RNA, 2555 nt
Organism: Sinocyclocheilus rhinocerous
Lineage: Eukaryota; Metazoa; Chordata; Actinopteri; Cypriniformes; Cyprinidae
Gene: hid1b
Product: HID1 domain containing b
Exons: 19
Coding region: 69-2513 (814 amino acids)
Cellular component (GO): Golgi trans cisterna; Golgi medial cisterna; membrane
Source: RefSeq, a predicted model, not a curated record